AUGGUGAAGAGGUGCCCAAAGAGGGAUAAUGGUGAAGAGGUGCCCAAAGAGGGACAAUGCAGAGAGGGAAGAGAAGAGAAGGUUGAAGAGAGGGCAGGAGAAGAGAAGGUUGAAGAGAGGGCAGGAGAAGAGAAGGUUGAAGAGAGGGCAGGAGAAGAGAAGGUUGAAGAGAGGGCAGGAGAAGAGAAGGUUGAAGAGAGGGCAGGAGAAGAGAAGGUUGAAGAGAGGGCAGGAGAAGAGAAGGUUGAAGAGAGGGCAGGAGAAGAGAAGGUUGAAGAGAGGGCAGGAGAAGAGAAGGUUGAAGAGAGGGCAGGAGAAGAGAAGGUUGAAGAGAGGGCAGGAGAAGAGAAGGUUGAAGAGAGGGCAGGAGAAGAGAAGGUUGAAGAGAGGGCAGGAGAAGAGAAGGUUGAAGAGAGGGCAGGAGAAGAGAAGGUUGAAGAGAGGGCAGGAGAAGAGAAGGUUGAAGAGAGGGCAGGAGAAGAGAAGGUUGAAGAGAGGGCAGGAGAAGAGAAGGUUGAAGAGAGGGCAGGAGAAGAGAAGGUUGAAGAGAGGGCAGGAGAAGAGAAGGUUGAAGAGAGGGCAGGAGAAGAGAAGGUUGAAGAGAGGGCAGGAGAAGAGAAGGUUGAAGAGAGGGCAGGAGAAGAGAAGGUUGAAGAGAGGGCAGGAGAAGAGAAGGUUGAAGAGAGGGCAGGAGAAGAGAAGGUUGAAGAGAGGGCAGGAGAAGAGAAGGUUGAAGAGAGGGCAGGAGAAGAGAAGGUUGAAGAGAGGGCAGGAGAAGAGAAGGUUGAAGAGAGGGCAGGAGAAGAGAAGGUUGAAGAGAGGGCAGGAGAAGAGAAGGUUGAAGAGAGGGCAGGAGAAGAGAAGGUUGAAGAGAGGGCAGGAGAAGAGAAGGUUGAAGAGAGGGCAGGAGAAGAGAAGGUUGAAGAGAGGGCAGGAGAAGAGAAGGUUGAAGAGAGGGCAGGAGAAGAGAAGGUUGAAGAGAGGGCAGGAGAAGAGAAGGUUGAAGAGAGGGCAGGAGAAGAGAAGGUUGAAGAGAGGGCAGGAGAAGAGAAGGUUGAAGAGAGGGCAGGAGAAGAGAAGGUUGAAGAGAGGGCAGGAGAAGAGAAGGUUGAAGAGAGGGCAGGAGAAGAGAAGGUUGAAGAGAGGGCAGGAGAAGAGAAGGUUGAAGAGAGGGCAGGAGAAGAGAAGGUUGAAGAGAGGGCAGGAGAAGAGAAGGUUGAAGAGAGGGCAGGAGAAGAGAAGGUUGAAGAGAGGGCAGGAGAAGAGAAGGUUGAAGAGAGGGCAGGAGAAGAGAAGGUUGAAGAGAGGGCAGGAGAAGAGAAGGUUGAAGAGAGGGCAGGAGAAGAGAAGGUUGAAGAGAGGGCAGGAGAAGAGAAGGUUGAAGAGAGGGCAGGAGAAGAGAAGGUUGAAGAGAGGGCAGGAGAAGAGAAGGUUGAAGAGAGGGCAGGAGAAGAGAAGGUUGAAGAGAGGGCAGGAGAAGAGAAGGUUGAAGAGAGGGCAGGAGAAGAGAAGGUUGAAGAGAGGGCAGGAGAAGAGAAGGUUGAAGAGAGGGCAGGAGAAGAGAAGGUUGAAGAGAGGGCAGGAGAAGAGAAGGUUGAAGAGAGGGCAGGAGAAGAGAAGGUUGAAGAGAGGGCAGGAGAAGAGAAGGUUGAAGAGAGGGCAGGAGAAGAGAAAGUUGAAGAGAGGGCAGGAGAAGAGAAGGUUGAAAAGAGGGCAGGAGAAGAGAAGGUUGAAAAGAGGGCAGGAGAAGAGAAGGUUGAAAAGAGGGCAGGAGAAGCGAAGGUUGAAAAGAGGGCAGGAGAAGCGAAGGUUGAAAAGAGGGCAGGAGAAGCGAAGGUUGAAAAGAGGGCAGGAGAAGAGAAGGUUGCAAAGAGGGCAGGAGAAGAGAAGGUUGGAAAGAGGGCAGGAGAAGAGAAGGUUGGAAAGAGGGCAGGAGAAGAGAAGGUUGGAAAGAGGGCAGGAGAAGAGAAGGUUGGAAAGAGGGCAGGAGAAGAGAAGGUUGGAAAGAGGGCAGGAGAAGAGAAGGUUGGAAAGAGGGCAGGAGAAGAGAAGGUUGAAGAGAGGGCAGGAGAAGAGAAGGUUGAAGAGAGGGCAGGAGAAGAGAAGGUUGAAGAGAGGGCAGGAGAAGAGAAGGUUGAAGAGAGGGCAGGAGAAGAGAAGGUUGAAGAGAGGGCAGGAGAAGAGAAGGUUGAAGAGAGGGCAGGAGAAGAGAAGGUUGAAGAGAGGGCAGGAGAAGAGAAGGUUGAAGAGAGGGCAGGAGAAGAGAAGGUUGAAGAGAGGGCAGGAGAAGAGAAGGUUGAAGAGAGGGCAGGAGAAGAGAAGGUUGAAGAGAGGGCAGGAGAAGAGAAGGUUGAAGAGAGGGCAGGAGAAGAGAAGGUUGAAGAGAGGGCAGGAGAAGAGAAGGUUGAAGAGAGGGCAGGAGAAGAGAAGGUUGAAGAGAGGGCAGGAGAAGAGAAGGUUGAAGAGAGGGCAGGAGAAGAGAAGGUUGAAGAGAGGGCAGGAGAAGAGAAGGUUGAAGAGAGGGCAGGAGAAGAGAAGGUUGAAGAGAGGGCAGGAGAAGAGAAGGUUGAAGAGAGGGCAGGAGAAGAGAAGGUUGAAGAGAGGGCAGGAGAAGAGAAGGUUGAAGAGAGGGCAGGAGAAGAGAAGGUUGAAGAGAGGGCAGGAGAAGAGAAGGUUGAAGAGAGGGCAGGAGAAGAGAAGGUUGAAGAGAGGGCAGGAGAAGAGAAGGUUGAAGAGAGGGCAGGAGAAGAGAAGGUUGAAGAGAGGGCAGGAGAAGAGAAGGUUGAAAAGAGGGCAGGAGAAGAGAAGGUUGAAGAGAGGGCAGGAGAAGAGAAGGUUGAAGAGAGGGCAGGAGAAGAGAAGGUUGAAAAGAGGGCAGGAGAAGCGAAGGUUGAAAAGAGGGCAGGAGAAGAGAAGGUUGGAAAGAGGGCAGGAGAAGAGAAGGUUGAAAAGAGGGCAGGAGAAGAGAAGGUUGAAAAGAGGGCAGGAGAAGAGAAGGUUGGAAAGAGGGCAGGAGAAGAGAAGGUUGGAAAGAGGGCAGGAGAAGAGAAGGUUGGAAAGAGGGCAGGAGAAGAGAAGGUUGGAAAGAGGGCAGGAGAAGAGAAGGUUGGAAAGAGGGCAGGAGAAGAGAAGGUUGAAGAGAGGGCAGGAGAAGAGAAGGUUGAAGAGAGGGCAGGAGAAGAGAAGGUUGAAAAGAGGGCAGGAGAAGAGAAGGUUGGAAAGAGGGCAGGAGAAGAGAAGGUUGAAAAGAGGGCAGGAGAAGAGAAGGUUGGAAAGAGGGCAGGAGAAGAGAAGGUUGGAAAGAGGGCAGGAGAAGAGAAGGUUGGAAAGAGGGCAGGAGAAGAGAAGGUUGGAAAGAGGGCAGGAGAAGAGAAGGUUGGAAAGAGGGCAGGAGAAGAGAAGGUUGGAAAGAGGGCAGGAGAAGAGAAGGUUGGAAAGAGGGCAGGAGAAGAGAAGGUUGGAAAGAGGGCAGGAGAAGAGAAGGUUGGAAAGAGGGCAGGAGAAGAGAAGGUUGGAAAGAGGGCAGGAGAAGAGAAGGUUGGAAAGAGGGCAGGAGAAGAGAAGGUUGGAAAGAGGGCAGGAGAAGAGAAGGUUGGAAAGAGGGCAGGAGAAGAGAAGGUUGGAAAGAGGGCAGGAGAAGAGAAGGUUGGAAAGAGGGCAGGAGAAGAGAAGGUUGGAAAGAGGGCAGGAGAAGAGAAGGUUGGAAAGAGGGCAGGAGAAGAGAAGGUUGGAAAGAGGGCAGGAGAAGAGAAGGUUGGAAAGAGGGCAGGAGAAGAGAAGGUUGGAAAGAGGGCAGGAGAAGAGAAGGUUGGAAAGAGGGCAGGAGAAGAGAAGGUUGGAAAGAGGGCAGGAGAAGAGAAGGUUGGAAAGAGGGCAGGAGAAGAGAAGGUUGGAAAGAGGGCAGGAGAAGAGAAGGUUGGAAAGAGGGCAGGAGAAGAGAAGGUUGAAAAGAGGGCAGGAGAAGAGAAGGUUGGAAAGAGGGCAGGAGAAGAGAAGGUUGAAAAGAGGGCAGGAGAAGAGAAGGUUGAAAAGAGGGCAGGAGAAGAGAAGGUUGGAAAGAGGGCAGGAGAAGAGAAGGUUGAAAAGAGGGCAGGAGAAGAGAAGGUUGAAAAGAGGGCAGGAGAAGAGAAGGUUGAAAAGAGGGCAGGAGAAGAGAAGGUUGAAGAGAGGGCAGGAGAAGAGAAGGUUGGAAAGAGGGCAGGAGAAGAGAAGGUUGGAAAGAGGGCAGGAGAAGAGAAGGUUGGAAAGAGGGCAGGAGAAGAGAAGGUUGGAAAGAGGGCAGGAGAAGAGAAGGUUGGCAUGUCCGCCUCUCCGCCUCUAUUUUCCCCAUGGCAUGUCGGAUAA
Messenger RNA from Closterium sp. Naga37s-1, 4344 nucleotides. NCBI's taxonomy places the organism in Eukaryota, Viridiplantae, Streptophyta, Zygnematophyceae, Desmidiales, Closteriaceae. The record is from the annotation of a GenBank genome assembly.